Molecule: messenger RNA, 159 nt
Organism: Pyricularia oryzae 70-15
Lineage: Eukaryota; Fungi; Ascomycota; Sordariomycetes; Magnaporthales; Pyriculariaceae
Exons: 3
Coding region: 1-159 (52 amino acids)
Source: RefSeq, a predicted model, not a curated record
AUGUUCAACCCGCACCACCCCUACUCCAUCGUAAUUGGUGGGCGGCGUAUGGGGCAGGGUAUCAUUGCCCUCGUGCUUCCCGGACUGGCGGUCCGGUCUAUUCUCCGCAUCCAGAAACCAUAUUACGUGGUCGGAACGGCGCACUACUUCCGUCUCUGA